UAUGUCAGUUAUUCGUGAGAGAAAUCCCCUUACUUCUCUUAAUUAGCUUUAAAAUCUAUUUGCAAAGACUAAACCUUCAGAGUCUUCUUAAAAUAUAUGUUCAGAGUUACCUCGUGGUGUUAGUAAACAUAAAUAAAAAACUGAAGGUUCCAAGAGAGAACUUUCUAAUGUUUAGAAAAGCUAAUAUACAUUACAAUCAUAAAAACUAUAUACUAAUCAUUAAGAUCUCUUACUCUCUCCUGAAAGAUGUGAUUCUAUAUAAUAAGAAAAUAAAGUACUUGAUAAUCAUAUUGAUAAAAAAAGAAUCCUCAAAUAAUCUGUUGAACAUUCAAACGAUCCUAAUUAAAAAAGAACAAAUGAACCAACAAAAAAGAUUGAAUAAUCAUAAACUAUCUAACUCAAAAACCUUAUCCAAGCUAAGUAGAUGAAAGAGACUAACAAUCAAAUCUUAGAAAAACACAAGAAUUCCAGAAGAGAAAAAAAUGUCGCUUAAAUUUUAUAUGAUGAUAGUCGAACUAAGAAUCAAAAAAAUUAAUAGAUUAGCCAAAGUUCUACUAUUAAUAAUGAAACUAAAUUGUCAGAAAAUACAUAACAAUGGUUUAUCUAAAGAUUUAUUAAGGACUUUUAUUUCUUUCUUAGUAAUACUGAAAGUGUCAAAAUUAGUUGGGAUUACUCUAAAAUUUAUGAAUAUGAUUUCUAACAAAUUCUUUAAGGACUAGGAUUUGGUGAAAGUAAAGAUUUAUGGAAUGAUUUUACCAAUUGCUCAUUUAUACUCUCAAGAAAUAUGCUCAUCAUUUUACUUGCCAUCCUCAAUGUACCAGUUUAGUAGAUACCUCUUUACAUACCAAAAGAUGAUGAAUAAGUUCCUCUAGCGUCCCAUUAUAAAAUUGAUGAAAAUGGCAAUCUUUUGCUAUCACCCUAAGAUUGUGUUGAAAUACACAAUAAAUACAAAUAACUUUAUUUGAACACCAAACAAAUUUAAGGAAAUGGAUAAAGAAGAAAUAUUGAAAAAUCAAAAUCCCCUCCCUAAGUUGUCAAUUUAUUAAGUAAUAGAUCACGUGAUAUGGCAAUCAAAAAGAAAAAUAAUCUCAAUAUCAAUGAAUGGUUUACUUAGUAAGAAUAAAAAAAAAAAGAGAAUAUUGAUAAAUUGAAAAAUCAAUUAGAACAAUAAGAUGAAACUAAAGAAAUCAAAUAAACUAUCAAACCUAUUGCAAUUGAUUUAACUUAAUUAAGCAAACCAAUCAAAAAACAAUAAGAUAAAUCAACUAUCGAUCUAGAAUUUGAAAAUCAAUAGUAAUUUUGUACUUUCUCCCCUUAAAUUAAUCCUAUGAAACAUUUUCCAAUUUCAACUGCCUCUACUUAAUAUGAUAUUGAUUAAUAAGCAAAACGAUUAAGAGAGGCUCGGUUAAGACAAAAAACGCUUGAAAAAUUGAAAAGCACUGGAAACACAACGAAUAAUGAAAGUAGAACUUAGAUCAAAUUAUAAACAGAAUAAUCAAUGAGUUAAGAACCAAAAUGUAAAAAAAUUAAAAGCAAACCUAUCUUUCUAAAUUUUCCUAUUUUGUAUAUAGAUGUAAAAAUAGAUGAUGCAAAGACUGUAAGAUUACCAGUAUUUAAUGGAGAUAAUUCUGAAAGUUUAGCAACUAAAUUUGCUCUAGAUCAUAGUAAGAUUUAUAUAAAUAAAUUUAAGAUUUAGAUAAUUCUUUAGAGGAAAGACUUAAAGACUUACUAGAAGAGUAAAUAAAUUCGGUCUAAGAAUAAUAGUUAUGAAUUCACACUUUAAUUUAUUUAAAAUUUUUUACUAUUUGAUAAAUAAGUAUUAACGAUUGAUUUAUAAAAUUAACUCAUUUUUGACUUACGCUAUCUAAUUUUUGAGAUUUAUUAUUUUUCCCUUUGUUCUCUUUUUUAUCCUAACUUUUCUUAGUUUUUUUAUUUUUUUAUUUUUUAUCUUUUUCCUUUUACUCUUAGUUCGUUUUCAAUAACUUUUUAUUAUUUUUUUUGUACAAUCUUAGUAAUCUUUGUUCAUUUGUUUCUNUCUUUACAUACCAAAAGAUGAUGAAUAAGUUCCUCUAGCGUCCCAUUAUAAAAUUGAUGAAAAUGGCAAUCUUUUGCUAUCACCCUAAGAUUGUGUUGAAAUACACAAUAAAUACAAAUAACUUUAUUUGAACACCAAACAAAUUUAAGGAAAUGGAUAAAGAAGAAAUAUUGAAAAAUCAAAAUCCCCUCCCUAAGUUGUCAAUUUAUUAAGUAAUAGAUCACGUGAUAUGGCAAUCAAAAAGAAAAAUAAUCUCAAUAUCAAUGAAUGGUUUACUUAGUAAGAAUAAAAAAAAAAAGAGAAUAUUGAUAAAUUGAAAAAUCAAUUAGAACAAUAAGAUGAAACUAAAGAAAUCAAAUAAACUAUCAAACCUAUUGCAAUUGAUUUAACUUAAUUAAGCAAACCAAUCAAAAAACAAUAAGAUAAAUCAACUAUCGAUCUAGAAUUUGAAAAUCAAUAGUAAUUUUGUACUUUCUCCCCUUAAAUUAAUCCUAUGAAACAUUUUCCAAUUUCAACUGCCUCUACUUAAUAUGAUAUUGAUUAAUAAGCAAAACGAUUAAGAGAGGCUCGGUUAAGACAAAAAACGCUUGAAAAAUUGAAAAGCACUGGAAACACAACGAAUAAUGAAAGUAGAACUUAGAUCAAAUUAUAAACAGAAUAAUCAAUGAGUUAAGAACCAAAAUGUAAAAAAAUUAAAAGCAAACCUAUCUUUCUAAAUUUUCCUAUUUUGUAUAUAGAUGUAAAAAUAGAUGAUGCAAAGACUGUAAGAUUACCAGUAUUUAAUGGAGAUAAUUCUGAAAGUUUAGCAACUAAAUUUGCUCUAGAUCAUAGUAAGAUUUAUAUAAAUAAAUUUAAGAUUUAGAUAAUUCUUUAGAGGAAAGACUUAAAGACUUACUAGAAGAGUAAAUAAAUUCGGUCUAAGAAUAAUAGUUAUGA
Messenger RNA from Paramecium sonneborni, 2971 nucleotides. NCBI's taxonomy places the organism in Eukaryota, Ciliophora, Oligohymenophorea, Peniculida, Parameciidae. The record is from the annotation of a GenBank genome assembly.